Messenger RNA from Phoenix dactylifera (date palm), 1037 nucleotides. RefSeq names its product Cysteine proteinases superfamily protein. Lineage: Eukaryota; Viridiplantae; Streptophyta; Magnoliopsida; Arecales; Arecaceae. The record is from RefSeq and is a predicted model, not a curated record. Gene Ontology annotation, molecular function: deNEDDylase activity; cysteine-type peptidase activity. Gene Ontology annotation, biological process: proteolysis; protein deneddylation.
UACUUCUCGUCAUCCCGAGUCAUUCUCCAUCGCUCUUUCCCUGCCCCAUCAAACCCACCAUUCGUUCGACCAAAUGCCUCCGUCCAGAUCCAAGGCCGACGAUAAGAUCCUCAGCUACGGCGAUGUCGUCCUCCGGAGGUCCGACCUCGACAUCCUCCAUGGCCCCCACUACAUCAACGACCGCCUCAUCGAGUUCUACUUUGCCCACCUCUCCCCCCCCCUCCACGUCCUCCUCGUCCCGCCCUCUAUCUCCUUCUGGCUCUCCAACUGCCCCGACCCGGUUUCCCUCUCCGAAGCCGCCACCCCUCUCAAACUCCCCCAAAGAGAUAUCAUCCUCUUCACCGUCAACAAUAACAGCGACGUGACGGCCGCCGAUGGCGGGACGCACUGGAGUCUCCUGGUGUACUAUAGAGCGACCAACGAGUUCGUGCACCACGAUAGCAGCCAAGGGAUGAACCGGUGGCACGCCGAGACGCUGUUCGAGGCGGUGAAGCGGUUCGUCGGAGACGACGGCGAAGCUCGUUAUGUCGAAGGCUUCACGCCGCAGCAGAACAAUGGUUAUGACUGCGGUUUGUAUGUGAUGACGAUUGCGAGGGUGGUAUGCGAUUGGUUUCGGGAGGGCGGGGCGAAGAAUGAGCGGGAGAGAUGGUUUUCGUCUUUGAAAGAGGAGGUAGAUGCCGCAGCAGUGGCCGAGCUCAGAGGGGAGGUGUUGAGGCUUAUUUUGGGGUUAAUGGAGAAAAAGUGAAAACUUUAAUUGGUAGUUGAGAAUGUUGCUUCCAGGUCUGCUUCCAGGUCUGGCAAUGAAUUCACACUAUCACCCUUCACAAGGAUUCCCCCCCCCCCCCCCCCCCCCCCUACAGAGAGUCCUUUUAAAAUUUGUGGUUGGUUUGCUAGUUGUUGUCAGGAGUGGCUGACAUCAUUUCAUUUAGUAAAAGUUGUGGCUCAGAACUCAGAAAAUUGCCUUGUAAUCAACUCAGCUGAGUAACUGCUCUGAAAUACCAAUAUUAUUGUGUUGAAAAUUAAAUGCCAUUUUUUGA